Beta vulgaris subsp. vulgaris (sugar beet) is the source of this 1282-nucleotide messenger RNA. RefSeq lists its product as uncharacterized. Gene Ontology annotation, cellular component: RNA polymerase III complex. The transcript has 7 exons. The coding region runs from base 256 to 729 and encodes 157 amino acids. Lineage: Eukaryota; Viridiplantae; Streptophyta; Magnoliopsida; Caryophyllales; Amaranthaceae. The record is from RefSeq and is a predicted model, not a curated record. Gene Ontology annotation, biological process: transcription by RNA polymerase III.
UUAGCUGAUGUUUUUCCAAAAUACUUCCUUCUCCACAGUUCACUAUGCUUCUUCACAAGUUGGGAAAUUGAAAUAUUAGAUUGCCACAUCAGCAUAUAGUUAGUUAGAGGUUGUUAUGAUGCUUAACAACCUAUUGUAUAAAUAAACCCUCUCUCUCUUUCCUUGUAAUAAUUCAUUCAAUUCCUAAAACCUUUCUCUCUCUAGAUUCUCUUUCUCUGACGCAGCAGUGAAAUUCAGCUUCACAACAUAACAGAGAUGGCAUUUAGAGGUCGAGGUCGUGGAAGAGGUUUCGGUGGAAGUGACUACAAGUUUGCAAAGCAAGAGCCUUUCGUACUUUAUCCUGAUAUUGAGCUACCUGAUAGAAACAACGUUCCUGAAGAGAAGGAAUUAGCAGUACAUAAUCAUAGGUUGCGGAAUUUCUAUCGCACCUCACCCUACAACCUUGGAGAAACAGCCUCAGAAGAUACGGUGGAUAUUGAGAGGUACUCUGAUAAGGCCAAGGCUAAACUUACUGACUAUAUAAAACUUGAACAUGGCUAUUUUCCUGAAGAACUUCUUGAAGGCACAAGCCGCACAACAUGCAGGGAGAAGAAAGUGCAAUGGAAUCCAGAAAGAGACCUUGAAAAGCUGGAUUUCCUGGAGGAUCUGGAGAAGCUUCAAAGUAAUGAAGACAAAAAGGCAAGAAAGAGAAAGAAGGUGAAGAUGACGAACAAGAAGAUGAGGAUGUAGAGGAGGAAGAUGAACAGAUUGCUCAGGAGAAAAAGGAGAAGAAGCUGAGGCGACUGGCCAAGGAGAAGCUGAGGAAGAAAGGAUACAUUAAAAUGCUCAAUCGAGAAGCUGGAGCGAAUGGGGACGCUGUGUAUGCCACAUCAGACGAGGCUGAAGAUUCUUCGUCCGUUAGUUCGGGCUGAGGAUUCCAUUUCAUUAUCAUCACUGUGUGUCCUAUUUCAGUCUUACUUGAAUAAUGAUCUAUAAGGUAACAUGAAAAAGGAAGGUAACACAAGUUGUAGACCUUAUAUCACUUUCAGAAUUCUAGAUGUAGAAGUAAACGUUGUUACUGUUGUAGUUGCUGUUACUAUUUUGAGCUGUAUAAACGCAACAAAACUUUCUUCAUAACUAAAACACACAGAAGUAAAAGUUGUUACUGUUGUAGAUGGAUUUGUAGUUCCACCAGCAGUUGUUCAGGAAAGUCAGAGGUAGCCCCUCUCUAGUGGAGGUCUACCUGUUGCCUGUUGGUCUCUUUGAAUUGAAUUCUUCGUUGGCAGUCUUCCCCUCCUUACAA